AAUAAACACAUAGAUAGUAUCUGUACCGCGCGAAACAGUGUUGAUUCGGCGCGCAUGAGGCCAGCAGUGUCCUCGCAAAACUUGGACUAAUGGAAUCCGAUGACGCAACCCCUUUGAAUUUCGAUGAAUGGAAUGGAGAUUGUACACUAUGGCAGCAUGCCAUCUGCGGAAGUGCAGCUGGAGUCAUGGAGCAUACACUCCUGUUCCCACUGGAUACACUGAAAACAAGACUACAAUGCGGAUGGUGUAACCAAGAACGUAAAACUAUAGCUUCUGUGUUAGAACGGGGGUUUGGUGCGUGCUCCCUGAGUCCUCCGCAAACAAGAAUAUACGGACAACUAUACAGAGGAUGUAAUAUAAUGGCCGUAGGAUGUAUACCAGCACACGUGCUGUACUUCACAGCAUACGAAGUAUUGAAAAAAGUGGUAAACGUGCCCAUGGCAGGAGCUAUCGCCACCGUAUGCCAUGAUGCAAUAUUGACCCCGGCUGACGUUAUUAAACAGCGCCUUCAAGUAGGAUCGUAUCGCAAUUCAUUCCACUGCGUAGCACAAAUCAUGCGCUACGAGGGUAUCAAGUCAUUUUAUCGCAGUUUGCCAGUGGCACUAUUCAUGAACAUGCCAUACAACGCAGUCUUGGUAGGCAUCAAUGACUUCUUGCUAAAUCGCCACCCCGGAGGGGCCAAUAACCGCAGCAUCCGAACUUACUUCCUAUAUGCAGGCAUCGGAGGAGCUGUGGCAGGAGCUAUUACUAACCCAAUCGAUGUCAUCAAAACACAUAUGCAGACGCAACAGUGCUACCGAAAGGACAAAGAUCCAAGUAGACCUGUAUAUACCAACCCAGCAAACACAGCUCUCGCAUUAUAUCGAGAGUAUGGAUUCCGCAUCUUCUGGAGAGGUACCGUUACACGAAUGUGUAUAUGUCUCCCGGCAGCAGCCAUAUCAUGGGGAACGUACUCAACACUAAAAAACGCAUUCCGCAAUUUUAAUAACGGGUGACAUACUAUAGCUUAAUCACG
Messenger RNA from Babesia bovis T2Bo, 1015 nucleotides. Its product is annotated as Mitochondrial carrier family protein. Gene Ontology annotation, biological process: iron import into the mitochondrion. NCBI's taxonomy places the organism in Eukaryota, Apicomplexa, Aconoidasida, Piroplasmida, Babesiidae. Gene Ontology annotation, cellular component: mitochondrial membrane. The transcript is spliced from 4 exons. Gene Ontology annotation, molecular function: ferrous iron transmembrane transporter activity. The coding region runs from base 90 to 995 and encodes 301 amino acids. The record is from RefSeq and is a predicted model, not a curated record.